Molecule: messenger RNA, 2347 nt
Organism: Cuscuta europaea
Lineage: Eukaryota; Viridiplantae; Streptophyta; Magnoliopsida; Solanales; Convolvulaceae
Source: the annotation of a GenBank genome assembly
GAGCAGAACAUCAUUAAGAAAAGGAAGAACGAUGUUCUAACGGUUCAAAAGGGAGGGUUUAAGAGAUGAAAAUAUCAACGUGCUGAUGUAAUACAUCAACAACAAUAAAAAUAUGAGAGAGACUCUCCGCUUCUCUCUAGAAGUCCGUUGAACAUCUUUUUAAGAAAGCCAUGUUCGCUGACUUUCAUCUACCAUACGCAUGGCGCAGGGAUAAUCAACGAUAUGACAGGAAAGCUCCGCGAUGGAAAUCCCCAGGCUACGUCUACAUCUACGGUACGCAUAGCGACCCACGAACCUGGAAUGGUCAACGACGAAACUCACCCAGGUUUUACAACCACCGUACGCACCAGGAACCCCCAUCCGCAUGGCGCGGGGAACAAAAUUCGCAAUGGAAUUACCCAGGGAACAUCCACAACCACGGUUCGCUGCGGGAACCCCCAACCGUGAAUCGCCAAGGGCGACACUCAAUCAGGUUUUACAUCCACAAUCAGGCCUCAGCUGGCGGGUUUCAGGACAAGUACUUCUACAAUUUUCACAAUCCCAAUCGAGGAAAUCACAGAGGCAACCACUCUUGGGGCCGACAGCAGGAAGCACAGGGCUUCAACGAAUAUCAGCCAAAACGCCCAAGUCGCUAUUCACCCAACACCAGCGACCUAGAAGGCUCCUGGUGCAUAAUCAAGAAUAGGCGUACUGCGAGGCCUCAACGCAGAUUCUCGGGCACCGAAGGGCCACCGGGUAUGUCCAAUCGUUUUAUUUGCCUAGACAUGGAAGAUGAACCUUCCUUCCAAACACAGGAGUUUGAACCUUACGGACUAAAUCACCCUAACAGCUCCUUAUACGAUUAUCAGAGAAAAGAAAGAGAAUCUUAUACAGAUUGGGGAAAAUAUAAACGCAACCCCAAAAAUCCGACCUUGGAAAAUCCGACCUGGGAAUCAGUUGUCCCAAAACUCGGCUGGGAGGGAGGCGACCGACUGAUCCAGAAAAAUAACCAGACCGGUGAAGUCGCCGGAAAGAUGGGGGAGGGGGGCGACCGAUUAAGUCCGGUAAAGACACCGGAAAUAAGGCCGGAGGACCCACAAGUCUCGACGACGGAAUCAUUGUACGACGUCUUUGCCAAUCAACUUCACCCACCUAACGUGAGGAGUCUGGCGCAGGAACGAGCUGAAAGCUACCCCAGUUAUCCACCGCAGAAAGAAAGAUCCAAAAUCAUCACAUGGGCUGACACUUUAAAAUCAGGCAAGGCAUCACUCACAGGUGUACAUACUCAGCAUCAGGACCCAAUUGCUCCUAUUCAGUCAACCUCAAGUUUAAAAAGUCUCUCAUUGGAGGAACACCCCCGUUUGGGCAGUGUCAAUUCACCUAGAGGAGAUCUUCUGGAUGAGAGAGAUACUAUACAUAUUAAGGACUCACAAAAGCUCAAUUUUUUUGCACAAGGAUUUGACAGAAUCAAAAUUGAGUCAAAACUCUUUCAAUUUGCUGUCAGUAACAAAGAGAUUAUCAUUGUGGAAAUCAAAGACUCGUUACUGAGCAAGAUUAAUUUCAGAUCAGACCUAAGCCCCCAUAUCAUCCAGUUCAUUUCGGAAAUUUCAAAUGCUAAUUGCAAUCAACGCAGGAAAUUUGGACAUAUCACCGUUUCCUCUGAAUCCAAUAAAGCAGGCGGCUUUUUGAAAAUUGCUAAAGAAAGGGGGAGCUUCAUACAUGCCCCCAUGGGACCAAAAAAGUCAAACCUGUUUAAAUUCAUUAAAUUUUUUUCUAAUUUUGUAGGGUUACAAAAAUCUUUGCAGGAUGACUUAAUCUCCUUUCAACGUAGCAGCCCUACUUUUGAAGUUGAGGAAUCUACAUCAAUCUCUAAAUUGAUCUUUAAUUCCCAAAUCCAGGAAUCAACUACCGGGAAUCAACAAGUACACUCUCCUACCAGACAACCCCAGUUGUCACCUAUCCAGGCUUACUCGGGCGUCUCAGACGGUUUCGAUCAUUCUGAUGACUCUUUCUUCUCAGACGACUUUCUGGGACAUGCAACCGAAAGCGAUCGUCGUCCUCCUAUUUCAAUUCAGGAGGAAAUCAGGAAAUCCGAAUUCAACAAAGCGAUUUGCCGCAAAGCUAGCUUCGUUACCUCCGAAAACUAUCUGCCAAUAGAAAAUCUGAACACGCAGCUAAAGAUUUACAGGAAAUCUCAGAAGAAUAAGAGAAGACACAAUAUGAGUACAAGAUCUCAGACCAGAGAUUUCCCUUAGGCUUAAAUUUGCUAUUUUCUUUUCUUUUCUAUCUUCUUUUCUUUUCUGUAUUGUUUUUUUCUCUCUUUUUCAUUCUCGCAUUGUACUACUUCUUGUUAUCAAUAAAAUCUUCU